Messenger RNA from Bufo gargarizans (Asiatic toad), 2100 nucleotides. Its product is annotated as zinc finger protein OZF-like. The transcript has 2 exons. The annotation marks the transcript as partial. Gene Ontology annotation, cellular component: nucleus. Gene Ontology annotation, biological process: regulation of transcription by RNA polymerase II; central nervous system development. The record is from RefSeq and is a predicted model, not a curated record. Lineage: Eukaryota; Metazoa; Chordata; Amphibia; Anura; Bufonidae. Gene Ontology annotation, molecular function: RNA polymerase II cis-regulatory region sequence-specific DNA binding; DNA-binding transcription factor activity, RNA polymerase II-specific.
GUGAGGGGCGAUGAGCAGAGUACAGAGGACAUUCCUACAGAUAACCGCCCAGAUGACUGUACCAGGAACUUAGAGAAACAUCUGGUAUCUUCGGAUUUUGAAGUAGAUGAACGUGGUAUCACACGAGAUACAUUUGAAGAGCAUGCCAAUAUCCAAGAUAUAUUUUCAUCCAAUCUCAGCAACAAUGCAUCAUUUGAUUCUUUUAAACAGGUCCGAUCUUCUGAUUCAUCACAGACUGUAACACAGAAUACAAGUCACAGCAGAGGUGCUAAACAUCCAACAGCUUAUGUAAGAGAGAAGACAUUUUCAUGUUUAGAAUGUGGAAAAUGUUUUACCAAUAAUUCAUCUCUUGUUAAACAUCAGAGAAUUCACAGAGGAGAGAAGCCAUUUUCAUGCUCAGAAUGUAGUAAGCGUUUUUCUCAGAAAUCAUAUCUUGUUGUACAUCAGAGAGUUCACACCGGGGAAAAGCCAUUUUCAUGUUCAGAAUGUGGGAAAUGUUUUAACCAGAAAUCAGCUCUUGUUACACAUCAAAAAACUCACAGAGAAGAGAGGCCAUUUUCAUGUUCAGAAUGUGGAAAAUGUUUUAAGCAUAAAUUGGCUCUUGUUGUACAUCAGAGAGUUCACACCGGGGAAAAGCCAUUUUCAUGUUCAGAAUGUGGGAAAUGUUUUAACCAGAAAUCAGCUCUUGUUACACAUCAACAAACUCACAGAGAAGAGAGGCCAUUUUCAUGUUCAGAAUGUGGGAAAUGUUUUAAGAAGAAAUCAUCUCUUGUUGUACAUCAGAGAAAUCACACCGGGGAGAAGCCAUUUUCAUGUUCAGAAUGUGGGAAAUGUUUUAACAAUAAUUCACAUCUUGUUGUACAUCAGAGAAAUCACACAGGAGAGAAGCCAUUUUCAUGUUCAGAAUGUGGGAAAUGUUUUAAGAAGAAAUUGGCUCUUGUUGUACAUCAGAGAAAUCACACCGGGGAGAAGCCAUUUUCAUGUUCAGAAUGUGAGAAAUGUUUUAACAAUAAUUCAUAUCUUGUUGUACAUCAGAGAACUCACACAGGAGAGAAGCCAUUUUCAUGCUCAGAAUGUGGGAAAUGUUUUAAGCAUAAACAAGCUCUUGUUACGCAUCAGAGAAUUCACACAGGAGAGACGCCAUAUCCAUGUUCAGAAUGCAGUGAAUGUUUUAAGCAGCUAUCGGCUCUUGUUUUCCAUCAGAGAGAUCACACAGGGGAGAAGCCAUUUUCAUGCUCAGAAUGUGGAAAAUGUUUUAAGCAGAAAUCGGCUCUUGUUAUACAUCAGAGAAAUCACACUGGUGAGAAGCCAUUUUCAUGCUCAGAAUGUGGAAAAUGUUUUAAGCAGAAAUCAACUCUUGUUACUCAUCAAAAAACUCACAGAGAGAAGCCAUCUCCAUGCUUAGCCCUUUAGUGACCUCCCUUAUGUGUUUUUUGUUUUUUUAUUCUUUUUAUUGAAACAUUAUAGUUAAAGAGGAGAUAAUGUACCAGGAGGUAUACUGAAAUGGUUUGACUAUCUCUGAGAUUUCAGAGAGGAUGAAAUGUGUGGUCAGAAAAGUCUUCCAUUUUUGAAAGAAUUUAGUAGCAGAGCUCUUUUUGUGCCUUUUUGCCUCGAUCUGAUCAUACAGAACUGUAUCUUCAGUUGUGAAAUCACUGUUGAUACGUCUGGCAUUAAGCUGGAGAGCCAGUGGUGUAAUACUACUCUUUUGGCCACCAGCAAUAUUGAGUGGAGGAAGAGGAACAUUUUGAGGGCGAGUAGCUUGGUGUGUUGGAAAGCGAAUAUAGUAAAACAACAAUGUUUGAGGGGGAGGUUGAUCGACCAGUAUGUCCUGACAUAUACUAUCAGACUUUCCCAAAAUUUUUAGACCUGACGGCAUGACCAUAUGCCAUGCCAAAAAUCUGAAGCUGGCUUUUUACAUUUGGAGAAAGAGUAAAGAGCAAGGGUAAAUCAGAUCCUAGGGAAUGAUUUAUCCAAAAUAAAAGAAGAACUUGAGGUGCUAGUGGAAUAGAAGUGUUAGUGAUAGGUAUACCACUUGGUACAUAGUUACAUAGUAUAUAAGGCCGAAAAUAUACAAUUGUCCAUCCAGUUCGGCCUGUUAUC